AUGUCGGGAGAUGCAGCAAAAUCGGCCCACAUGGUCAACCGUUUGCAUGCGGCAAUGCUGGCAGCUACCAGCACAAUCAGCCUACUCAACCCGUACGCGAACAGACCAGAAGAACCGGAAGUCCAGCAAACGCCUGAUGAAGAGACCAAUGAGGCGAUAGAAGGCGAGAUCACAGAGUACACAAACGCGAACAACGAACUGCGGCAACUCAACACCCAAAAGGCUGAACUCUACAGGCUGACAGUACAGCAGCUGACGUGGACAAGGGCUGUCAAGAAAGAGAUGAAAGCACAGAGCCUCGAGGUGAGGGAUCUCAAAGCCAAGAUACAGGAACUGCAGUUGCGCCCCACAUUCCAACAGUGGACGAACGCCACUACAAGAAUGGUUUCUUUGGAAGGAGAAGUUGCAUUCGAAAGGUCGAUAUCCGACAACCUUCGAGAGCAAUACCUCGUGAACUUGCAGGAAGAUAUCAAGGCAGUCAAGGAGCCUCUAGAGACUCUAAUAUCGGAGCUGAAUAGGAGGCCCACUCAAGAGGAUCUGGAUGAUGCGGUCACUGCUGCCACGGGUCCGCUACAUCUCAGCAUCAAGGAACUUCAACAACGCCUUACAAAACAAGACCUGGAACAGGCUGUUGUGGAGACGGACCAGACGCUGAAUGCAGAAAUCACCCAGCUUCAACAAUGGCCUACUCAAGCGGUCUUAGAGGCUGCAGUUGCGGCCAACGUGCGGCCUCUUGAAGACAAGAUAUCUGAGCUCCAACAACAGCCAACUCGACAGGAUCUAGAACAAGCUGUUGCGGCCAACGUCCAGCCUCUUGGAGAGAAUAUAUUUGAGUUACGACGACGACCAACGCAGGAGGAGCUAGAGGAAGCAGUGACGGACGUAAAGAACAAAGAGAGAACCCUAGAAAGCAACCUCCAACGUCUAGAGUUUGCUUGUACAGCACUGCUUCGCUUAAUCUAUACCCAUACAGACUUCGGAGCGCUUAACAACAGCAACGACGAAUUCGCCAAUGAUUACAACAUAUGUCGUUUCAUCCUACAAAAAAAGAAAGGAAUGCCAGGAAUCAUCUCUCGCCAAGAUAGACUCUCUCCGCAACACAAUGACAGGACUACUAAGUCGUAUCGAGGUGCUUUCCAAUCAAGUCAACGCUCCCUGUACGUGCGCACACACCAUGUUACUUUUAACCGAUCAAAUCAAAGACUUGAAAGAUAA
Alternaria atra is the source of this 1215-nucleotide messenger RNA. RefSeq lists its product as uncharacterized. The transcript has a single exon. NCBI's taxonomy places the organism in Eukaryota, Fungi, Ascomycota, Dothideomycetes, Pleosporales, Pleosporaceae. Bases 1 to 1215 code for a protein of 404 amino acids. The record is from RefSeq and is a predicted model, not a curated record.